Molecule: messenger RNA, 1605 nt
Organism: Naumovozyma castellii
Lineage: Eukaryota; Fungi; Ascomycota; Saccharomycetes; Saccharomycetales; Saccharomycetaceae
Gene: PDI1
Product: protein disulfide isomerase PDI1
Exons: 1
Coding region: 1-1605 (534 amino acids)
Source: RefSeq, a predicted model, not a curated record
AUGUUAUUGAACAAGAAAACUUUAUUUUCUGUUGCUACCGUGCUAAGCAGUGCUUUAUCUGCUCAUGCUCAACAAGCUCAACAAGCCGCUCAAGAAGCUACCGCACCUGCUGAUUCCGCUGUCGUUAAAUUAACUACCGAUAAUUUUGAAGAGUUCAUCAAGGAAAAUCCAUUAGUCCUAGCUGAAUUCUUUGCCCCAUGGUGUGGUCACUGUAAACAUUUGGCUCCAGAAUAUAUUAAGGCUGCCUCCGAAUUGGAAGAUAAAAAUAUCCCAUUAGCUCAAAUCGAUUGUACUGAAGAUCAAGAACUUUGUAUGAAGAUGGAUAUCCCAGGUUAUCCAACUUUGAAAGUCUUCAAGAACCACGAUUUGGCUAAUCCAAAGGAUUAUCAAGGUGCAAGAACCGCUGACUCCAUCAUUUCAUUCAUGGUAAAGCAAUCUCUACCUGAUGUCACAGUCGUAUCCACUGAAGAUCAAUUAACUGAUUUAUUAACAAACGCUACAGAACCUAUCGUCGUCGACUCAGGUCUACCAGGUUUAAAUAAAUCCUUCUAUCAAAUCGCUGGUCGUUUAUCUUCAGAAUAUAUUUUCUUAUCAUACACAGCUGAAAAUUCAUCAACAUCAUCAUCAUCAUUAGCAUUAUACUUACCAAAUGAACAAGAUCCAAUCAUCUUCAACGGGGACGCCAAGAAAUUGAGCGCCGAUCCAGAAGAAUUGGUCAAAUGGUUGAAAGUGGAAGCUUUACCUUAUUUCGGUGACAUUGAUGGCUCCGUCUUUAAUCAAUAUAUGGAUAGUGGAUUACCAUUAGCUUAUUUCUUUUACACCACCGAGGAGGAAAGAGAACAAUAUACUGAUUAUUUCACUGAAUUAGCCAAGAAACAUCGUGGUGAAUUGAAUUUCGUCGGUAUUGAUUCAAGAAAAUUCGGUAGACAUGCUGAAAAUUUGAACAUGAAGGAACAAUUCCCAUUAUUUGCCAUUCAUGAUAUGGAUAAGAAUUUGAAAUAUGGGUUACCUCAAUUAGCAAAGGAAGAAUUUGAAAAAUUAAAGACUGCUGCUAAGGUGGAAACAAAGGAAAUUACUAAAUUAGUCGAUAAUUUCUUAUCUGGUAAGGCUAAGGCUAUUGUCAAAUCCGAACCUGUCCCAACCGUGCAAGAAUCUAACGUUUACAAAUUGGUCGGUACCACUCAUGACAAGAUUGUCUUCGAUAAGAAGAAGGAUGUCCUAGUUAAGUAUUAUGCUCCAUGGUGUGGUCACUGUAAGAAGUUGGCUCCAAUCUACGAAGAAUUAGCUGACAUUUAUGCAUCUGAUAAGAAUGCUAACAAGAAGGUCCUUAUUGCUGAAGUGGAUGCCACUGAAAAUGAUAUUGCUAAUUUGAAUAUUGAAGGUUAUCCAACAAUUAUCUUAUACCCAGCUGGUAAGAACGCUGAACCUGUCACUUUCACAUCUGCUAGAUCUUUAGAAGGUUUCCUAGGAUUCAUGAAGGCAAAGGGUGCCAACAAGGUCGAUGGUGAAUCUCUUUAUAAGACUUAUUUAGCCACAAAGAAGGCUGCUGAACCAGAAGAUGAAAUUGAUGAUGACGAUUUAGAUUUAGAUCAUGAUGAAUUGUAA